This is a messenger RNA of Eurypyga helias (sunbittern), 400 nucleotides long. It is a transcript of the gene UBE2H, whose product is annotated as ubiquitin-conjugating enzyme E2H. The record is from RefSeq and is a predicted model, not a curated record. The annotation marks the transcript as partial. The transcript has 5 exons. Gene Ontology annotation, biological process: ubiquitin-dependent protein catabolic process; protein polyubiquitination. Gene Ontology annotation, molecular function: ubiquitin conjugating enzyme activity. Gene Ontology annotation, cellular component: nucleus. NCBI's taxonomy places the organism in Eukaryota, Metazoa, Chordata, Aves, Eurypygiformes, Eurypygidae.
AUGUUUUCCUUUACUCGAUGUAUCAGUAUUGAGAGCAAGCACGAAGUCACAAUCCUAGGAGGACUCAAUGAAUUUGUUGUGAAGUUUUAUGGACCACAAGGAACACCGUAUGAAGGUGGAGUAUGGAAAGUUAGAGUCGACCUUCCUGAUAAAUACCCUUUCAAAUCCCCGUCUAUAGGAUUCAUGAAUAAAAUCUUCCAUCCCAACAUUGACGAAGCGUCAGGAACUGUAUGUCUAGAUGUAAUCAAUCAAACUUGGACAGCUCUCUACGAUCUCACCAAUAUAUUUGAAUCGUUCCUGCCCCAGCUGCUGGCCUAUCCUAACCCUAUAGAUCCUCUAAAUGGUGACGCUGCAGCCAUGUACCUCCACCGACCAGAAGAGUACAAACAGAAAAUUAAAG